ACAAGAGUUGACCGUGGCACUCACGGGGCAGCUUUCCAUGCCUCUGGGAACCUUUCUGGAUCUCCUGACACAUGAAGAAAAUGGAAACAGGGGCCUGGGCCUGGAGGGCCCGGGCACAGGUGUUUCUUCUCUGUGUUGCCCUGGGUGGUCUCGGUCUGCCUGGCUCCAGAAGUGAAAGGUUGUGUCCCCUUGAAUCAAGUACAGUCAACAGGAGUCUUGCUAAGAGCAGACAGAUGCGGAGUGUGGAUGUCCCCCUGAUGCCUAUUGAUUGUGAACUGUCCAGCUGGUCCUCCUGGACUGCCUGUGAUCCCUGUCAGAAGAAAAGGUACAGGCAUGCCUACCUCGUCCAGCCUGCUCAGUUCGGUGGGGAGCCGUGUGACUUCUCUGACAAGGAGGUUGAAGACUGUGUUACCAGCAGACCAUGCAGAAGUCAAGUGCGAUGCGAGGGCUUCGUGUGUGCGCAGACUGGGAGGUGUGUCAACCGCAGACUUCUUUGCAAUGGGGACAAUGACUGUGGAGACCAGUCAGAUGAGGCAAACUGUAGAAGAAUUUAUAAAAAAUGUCAGCAUGAAAUGGACCAGUAUUGGGCAAUUGACAGUCUGGCCAGUGGGAUAAAUUUGUUCACACACAGUUUGGAGGGCCCCAUUCUCGAUCACAGGUAUUAUGCUGGUGGCUGCUCCCCACACUAUAUCUUGAACACCAAGUUUAGGAAGCCCUACAACGUGGAAAGCUACACCCCCCAGACCCAAGGCAAAUACGAAUUUGCACUCACAGAAUAUGAAUCCUAUUCAGAUUUUGAGCACAAUGUCGCAGAGAAUGAAACUAGCAAAUCUAGUUUCAGCUUUGGUUUCAAAAUACCUGGCAUAUUUGAACUUGGCAUUAACGAGCAAAGUAAUCAAGGCAAAAAUUUUAUUAGCAGAAUCAAACGAUUCUCUCAUACGAAAAGUAAGUUUCUGCACGCGCGCUCUGACCUUGAAGGAGCACAUUACAAGCUGAAAUCCAGAAACCUCAUGCUCCAUCAUGAAUUCCUUCAGAGAGUCAAGCUCCUGCCCCUGGAGUACAGCUACGGGGAAUACAGAGAUCUCUUCCGCGACUUUGGGACCCACUACAUCACAGAGGCCGUGCUCGGGGGCAUUUAUGAAUACACGCUCAUUAUGAACCAAGAGGCCAUGGAGAGAGCAGAUUAUUCUCUUAACGAUGUCCAUACCUGUACCAAAGAAAAUUUCCAAGUUGGUGGUUCCAUCAAAGGAAUCUAUCUCAAGCUCGGUGUGUCAGAAAAUAAAUGCAGGGGCAUUCUGAAUGAAAUCAAAGACAGAAACAAGAGAAGCACCAUGGUGGAGGACUUGGUGGUCCUCGUACGAGGAGGGGCAAGUGAGCACAUCACUACCCUGGCCUACAAGGAGCUGCCAACCGCCGAACUGAUGCAGGAGUGGGGAGACGCCGUGCAGUACAACCCAGCCAUCACAAAGAUCAAGGCGGAGCCUCUGUAUGAGCUGGUGACAGCCACAGAUUUUGCCUAUUCCAGCACAGUGAGGCAGAACAUGAAGAAGGCUCUGGAGGAGUUCCAGAGGGAAGUCAGCUCCUGCCACUGUGCUCCCUGCCAAGGGAAUGGAGUCCCUGUCCUGAAAGGUUCACGCUGUGACUGCAUCUGUCCUCUGGGUUUCCAAGGCCCAGCCUGUGAGGUCACCUUGAGGAAAGAUGUCCCCAUCGACGGGCGGUGGAGUUGCUGGUCCCAGUGGUCUUCCUGCUCUGGGGGACAUAAAACAAGGCACAGGCAGUGUAACAACCCAGUGCCUCAACGGGGGGGCAGCCCCUGUUCAGGCCCAGCUUCAGAAACACUCAGCUGUUAGGGGAGGGAGCACAGCUAUUUGACAGCCCUGCUAUGGGCUUCCUACUGUGUGUGCUCUGGGCCUCAGCACGCAAAGGCUCACCCCACACCGGCCUGCCUGAAGGCAGAAGGCAGGACCAUCCAGGGCUUAUGGUAAAAAGUUGAUUUGUAAAAUGUAUUUAUGGAUUUCAAUAAAUAGUGAGUUUAAGCAGAAAUCACCCCUCCCUGAAAACAUCCUUGUAAACCUCACUUUGCCUACCCUGUAAUUAUGACCAGCUGGGAACUGUGCUGAGAGUUGUUUACCCCAAAGCCCCACCAUCUAGCAGUGACUGGCACAUAGUAGGGACCUAAAAAUUAAUCAGUGAAUGGCUAUUAAGUUGUUCUUGCCUUCACAAAUCCACAGUCUUGUUUAUUGGAUGCUACUGUAUGUCAGCCCCUGACUCAGGGUAUUGAUUUAGUCCAUCCUCAUAAGGCAGAUGCUAGCAUUAGGCAGCUGGGGAAACUGAGGCUUAGAACAGUCCAUGACUUCUCCAAGUUUCCUUAGUUAGAAGCAGCAGACUUGGGCUGCAGGCUCCGACUCUAACAUUUAAAUUCUUCAGGAUGAUGCUCUCCUAUUUCUCAGUGGAUGAUCAUCUGGCUAACAAGAACUUUCCAUGAAAUAAAAAAAAAAGGAAAAUGCAA
Molecule: messenger RNA, 2509 nt
Organism: Sciurus carolinensis (gray squirrel)
Lineage: Eukaryota; Metazoa; Chordata; Mammalia; Rodentia; Sciuridae
Gene: C8b
Product: complement C8 beta chain
Exons: 12
Coding region: 72-1850 (592 amino acids)
Biological process (GO): immune response
Cellular component (GO): membrane attack complex
Molecular function (GO): protein binding
Source: RefSeq, a predicted model, not a curated record